UCUUUACGUUUGCGAGGUAAGAAUAGGAAAGCUCGCGCACAACACUCGUUACACUUCGAAUGGCUGACUUGGAAGAAGGGGAGCUUCCUUCGGAUGAUGAAACUGAGGCAUUAGAGCCCAAGCAGGAGCCUGUGUCAGAUGUAGAGGACAAUGUACAUCCAACUGUGGCCCGGCCAUUCGCUCCUGCUCCCUAUAUCCAAGGGAGAACCACCAGGGACCCUGUGGGUGGAUUGAGCAGCUCUAGUGAUGACUCCGAUGAAAGCGAUGAUGGCAGGUAUGCAUCCCGAGCCAAGAAGAAGAGGGUGGAAAGCAUGGAGACAGGGGGUUAUCGUUUUGACACGAACGAGAUUACACGCUCUGUAUCAGAUCCCAGUCGUAAGGUGAAUAAUGUGUGGGGCGUGGUGUUACAGGAGCAAACGCUGUCCACCGCCAUGAUCGGCCUUGGUGUAGAUAAGCUAGAUAGCAGCCUGCAGAUGGAUCGGGAUGUGGAAAGCUACGACUUCACUCAAGCCAAGCUGGACUCGCGGCCUCAUUGUAUGAAUCAGAUUGACCCCUCCCAAGAGUCACAUGACCCUUUUGACAAUGUUAUCGCUACAGAACAAUUCGGGCAUAAGCAGAGAGGCACAAAAAGGCGUCGCCCAGUGAAAGAGCGUGUUGGUAAAAAGAAAUCCAGAGAGUUGGAAAUUAAAACAGUUAACCCAAAACUUGAUGACAGUGAAGCAAAAAUUGUUGCAGACAUUGUAAUGGAGUUGGAAGAGCCUAAUGUUGAGUUAGUCGUGGUUGUGAGGGUGUUGGGUAAGGAAAAGGCCCUAGAGUUACUCAAGUUGACACUUGAGAAGGAAGCUGAUGGUGGAAUCCUGACCUUUAAUCAAGAAAGACGCAGGACACCAGGGGGAGUAUAUAUAUUUCUUCUAAAACACCCAGACAUUAAAAAAGAACAAGUCAAAUCCAUUUUCUUUGAAGACGUUUGUCGGAAUAAGAAGGAAUACAGGUCAAACCAGAAGAAAAAACUGAGACGACUGCGGAACCAGAAAAGGAGCAAAUCUUUCGACAUAUCUGAUGAUAUCAAGGAAUGCCUUGAGGAAAAGGCUGCAGAGAUCCGAGAGAAAAUAAAAGAAGAAGUAGAGAUGACAGUGAAGUCAGAGGCAGUAGAUGAGGCAGAAGAACUGGAGGAGGGGGAAAUGGAAGAUACGGAUGCCGUGGUGUUGAAGACAGAGGUGUGUCAGUAG
Liolophura sinensis is the source of this 1229-nucleotide messenger RNA. RefSeq names its product phosphorylated adapter RNA export protein-like. Lineage: Eukaryota; Metazoa; Mollusca; Polyplacophora; Chitonida; Chitonidae. Gene Ontology annotation, biological process: snRNA export from nucleus. Gene Ontology annotation, cellular component: nucleus. The record is from RefSeq and is a predicted model, not a curated record.